Molecule: messenger RNA, 2528 nt
Organism: Varanus komodoensis (Komodo dragon)
Lineage: Eukaryota; Metazoa; Chordata; Lepidosauria; Squamata; Varanidae
Gene: NLGN2
Product: neuroligin 2
Exons: 6
Coding region: 60-2528 (822 amino acids)
Biological process (GO): neuron cell-cell adhesion; postsynaptic membrane assembly; modulation of chemical synaptic transmission
Cellular component (GO): synapse; cell surface; postsynaptic specialization membrane
Molecular function (GO): signaling receptor activity; neurexin family protein binding
Source: RefSeq, a predicted model, not a curated record
CCCCCCUGCUCCGAGGAACGCUCUCUCACCCCGCCAGGGUCCUCUGCCCCGCGGCCGCCAUGAUUCUCUCGCCCGCGAGCCUCGCCGUGCGGAUGCUGAACGUCCGGACGGGCUCCGCCCUCCUCCUCUGGCUUCUGGGGUCGGCCCUGCGGUCCCUGUCCAUCUCGGGACAGAAGCCCGAGGACAAGUACCCCGUGGUGCCCACCAAUUAUGGGAAGCUUCGCGGGAUCAAGAAAGACCUGAACAACGAGAUCCUCGGCCCGGUGGUGCAGUACCUGGGGAUCCCGUACGCCACGCCGCCUGUUGGGGAGAGACGCUUCCAGCCCCCCGAGGCGCCGGCUUCCUGGUCGGAGGUGCGCAACGCCACAGCCUUCGCCCCCGUCUGCCCGCAGAAUAUCCACGGGAUGCUGCCCGGCAUCAUGCUCCCGGUCUGGUUCACCGACAACCUGGAGGUUGUGGCGGGAUACGUCCAGAACCAGAGCGAGGACUGCCUGUACCUCAACAUCUAUGUGCCCAUGGAGGACGGUCCGCUCACGAAAAAGCGUGAGGAGGCGUCUGCUAACAAUCCCACUCCAGACGAAGACAUCCGGGACAGCGGGAAGAAGCCCGUGAUGCUGUUCCUCCAUGGCGGCUCCUACAUGGAGGGGACCGGGAACAUGUUCGACGGCAGCGUCUUGGCCGCCUAUGGCAACGUGAUCGUCGUCACCAUGAACUACCGGCUCGGCGUGCUGGGGUUCAUGAGCACCGGCGACCAGUCGGCCAAGGGAAACUACGGACUGCUGGACCAGAUCCAGGCCUUGCGGUGGCUUAACGAGAACAUCGGCCACUUUGGGGGCGACCCCGAGCGGAUCACCAUCUUCGGCUCGGGCGCAGGGGCCUCGUGCGUCAACCUCCUCAUCCUGUCUCACCACUCGGAAGGCCUGUUCCAGAAGGCCAUCGCUCAGAGCGGCACGGCGAUUUCCAGCUGGUCCGUCAACUACCAGCCCCUCAAGUACAUGCGCAUGCUGGCCUCCAAGGUGGGCUGCGACCACAUGGACACGGGCAGCACGGUGGAGUGCCUCCGGCGCAAGCCCUACCGCGAGCUGGUGGACCAGGACAUCCAGCCCGCGCGCUACCACAUCGCGUUCGGCCCCGUGGUGGACGGCGACGUGGUCCCGGACGACCCCGAGAUCCUGAUGCAGCAGGGCGAGUUCCUCAACUACGACAUCCUCAUCGGGGUCAACCAGGGCGAGGGGCUCAAGUUCGUGGAGGACUCCAUGGAGAACGAGGACGGCAUCUCGGCCAGCUACUUCGACUUCACCAUCUCCAACUUCGUGGACAACCUGUACGGCUACCCGGAGGGCAAGGACAUCCUGCGCGAGACCAUCAAGUUCAUGUACACCGACUGGGCCGACCGGGACAACGGCGAGAUGCGCCGCAAGACGCUGCUGGCCCUCUUCACCGACCACCAGUGGGUGGCGCCGGCCGUGGCCACCGCCAAGCUGCACGCCGAGUACCAGUCGCCCGUGUACUUCUACACCUUCUACCACCACUGCCAGACGGACACGCGGCCCGAGUGGGCCGACGCCGCGCACGGGGACGAGAUCCCCUACGUCUUCGGGGUGCCCAUGAUCGGUGCCACCGACCUCUUCCCCUGCAACUUCUCCAAGAACGACGUCAUGCUGAGCGCCGUGGUCAUGACCUACUGGACCAAUUUUGCCAAGACGGGGGACCCGAACCAGCCGGUGCCGCAGGACACGAAGUUCAUCCACACCAAGCCCAACCGCUUCGAGGAGGUGGUCUGGACCAAGUUCAGCACGAAGGACAAGCAGUACCUGCACAUCGGGCUGAAGCCGCGCGUGCGGGACAACUACCGCGCCAACAAGGUGGCCUUCUGGCUGGAGCUGGUGCCCCACCUGCACAACCUGCACGAGCCCCCCUACACCUCCACCACCACCCACGCCCCGCCCUACGUCACGCGCUGGUCCGGCACCCGCGUGGGCACCAGCACCACCCGCCGGCCGGCCGCCACGCUCCCGCCCGACGAGGACGAGGUGGUGCGCCCGCAGCGCUACGUGCCCUUCCCGGGCGACUCGCGGGACUACUCCACCGAGCUCAGCGUCACGGUGGCCGUGGGUGCCUCCCUGCUCUUCCUCAACAUCCUGGCCUUCGCCGCCCUCUACUACAAGCGGGACAAGCGGCACGAGCUGCGCGGCGGGCGGCGCCUGAGCCCCCAGCGCAGCGCGGCCAACGACCUGGCGCACGGCGGCCAGGAGGAGGAGAUCAUGUCGCUGCAGCUCAAGCACUCGGAGCACGAGCCCCAGGACCUGGAGCCGCUGCGGCCCCACGAGAUCCUGCGCCCCACCUGCCCCCCCGACUACACCCUGGCCCUGCGCCGGGCGCCCGACGACGUCCCCCUGAUGACGCCCAACACCAUCACCAUGAUCCCCAGCACCAUCACGGGGAUGCCGGCGCUGCACCCCUUCAACACCUUCCCCACCGGACACAACAACACCCUCCCGCACCCGCACUCCACCACCCGCGUAUAG